Messenger RNA from Clunio marinus, 2420 nucleotides. Lineage: Eukaryota; Metazoa; Arthropoda; Insecta; Diptera; Chironomidae. The record is from the annotation of a GenBank genome assembly.
AUGUUCAUGAAAUUAUUUAUUCUUUUGUGUCUUGUUUCUAACAAAGCUUUUUUGUGUGAGCCAAUCGACUGUUCAUCACUUGAUUCAAAUGAUGCCAACAUUCAACUUCGAAAAAAACUUUUAUGUCAUUAUGAAAGCACCACAAGGCCAGGAGACCGCAAAGACCCACUCGAAGUUCAAUUUGAUAUCAUCUUGAAGAGUUUUUCAUAUGAUGACGAUUCUUACAAAUUGACUCUUAAGACGUACAUCCAAAUGACAUGGAAUGAUAACAGACUUUCCUGGAAACCAGAAAAUCAUGGCGGUAUCCUUGAAACUUACGCUCAUGUUCAUGAUCUUUGGAUUCCUGAUGUAACAAUUCACCAUUCUGUAUCGUUAGAGGGAAUUGAUUCCUGUGUCGAAACUGAUUGUUUCAUCCGAUUUGAUGGAGAAGUUCGAUGCAUGCAUCCUUGUGAACAUUCAACUUUAUGUUUUCUUCCUGAUUACUCUACAUGGCCUGUUGAUAAUCAUGUUUGUGUCAUGAUUUACUCAAGCAUGUCCAAAAAUGAAGAAAAUCUGAAAUAUUCAAAACAUUCAAUAAUCGUGGACGAAGAAAUAAUAAAAAGAAGUAGCGACUGGUUGUUACUGGAAGCAUCAAUUUAUGAAGAUGUCGAUAGGGAUUCAAAAUCGAUAAUUGAUAGACGUUCGUUUCUAAAUGAUUCCCGUUUAGCAUUGUCAGCUUAUAUUUGGAUCAAACGCAACAAUGGAGACAAAAUAUUUCAAAUUCUGAUACCAGCAAUUGUAUUGAUGAUUGUCAAUGCUUGUGUUGUAAUCAUACAUCCGAAACAUAUUGAACGACUUAUGCUGCUAAUGAUCAAUUUGCUUUCACACCGAAUUCUCCUUGAACAGUUGAGAUGGAUGCUUCCCCAAUAUGGUUAUAGACCUCCAGCUGUUCUCAUGUUUUUCAUCUAUUCAAAGUUUGUUACACUCUUCUUGAUUUUUCAAACAAUUUUCAUGAAAAUAUUCCUCGAAAGUCAAGACAAUCCAAAUAUUCUUAUUAAAGAUCUUGUACUGAAAAUUAAUUCAAAACUUUAUAGAAAACCAACUCAAGAAAGCUCGGAACUGGAAGAAGAAUCUCAAAAGGAAGAAAAGAACGAAGCUUUGGAUAAAUUAAAGGAAAAUCAUUUAAUUCGUGAAAGUUUCCGAUCCAUCUCAGAUACUUUUCUGUUUAUCGCUUAUUGCAAUAAAGAUACGAAAAAUUUGGAUUUAAAGCUCAAAAGUACUCUUCUCUGCGAUUACGAAAAGGAAUUACGCCCUCCAUCAAACACAACAUCGGUGGCAUUGAAGUAUAUUCUUCGAAAUUUCGAUUAUGAUGAUAUGUCUUACGUUUUAAACCUUCAAUCAAGGAUCAUCCACAAGUGGAAUGACACUCGACUCAAAUGGGAUCCCAAAGAUCAUGAUGGAAUCAAUAAACUUUUAGUUUCUCCCGAGUAUUUGUGGACACCGAAGCUCUUCUUAAAUGACUCUCAUUAUCAUUAUGGACUUGGAUCUUGUUAUCCAAUUGAUUGUGUUGUGAGAAAUGAAGGCCAAGUUUCGUGUAUUUAUCCAUGUCAUCAAACUGCCGAUUGUUAUGGAGAUUUUGCCAAUUGGCCUUAUGAUACUCAUACUUGUUUUGUUGCUUUUAAAACAUUUCUUUCUUAUGAAGAUGUAACUUUUGAUUCAGAAAAUCUUGGAGCAGUCAUCUUCACUGAUUUGAACAAGAAAUGGGAUAUCAUUGAAGCGAAAGCAGACAUGAACGACACAAACAGAAAAAAUAUUAAAUUUAAGUUUGUUAUUCGACGUUUUAGUCAAACAUAUUUUCAACAUGUAUUAACUCCAGCCUACAUUUUGGUAGCAUUGACACUUUUCAUAUUUUUUAUGCAGCCGGGUAGCUAUUUAAGGACAAUUAUUUGUGGUGUAGAUAUUCAUCUUCACCUAAGUUUGAUGGACCGUGUUUGGUGGCAAAUCCCAACUCAAGGCGUCAACGUUCCACGGAUUUUGAAGUACAUGGCUUUCAUGUUAAUUCUGACAACUUUUGCUUUUAUAGAGACGAUUAUAAUAAAAGUUAUUCUAGACAUCUUUCCAUCGCCUCCACAAUGGAUAAACAAUUUUUCUAAUUUUCUCGAGUCAAACAUUUUAACGAAAUACUUUGUAAUGACAUUUUUUGAUGAAACAAUCAAAACAACUGUAAAGGAUUUAGAGGAAGAAAUUGGCGACGUCACUCCUGAUGAAAUUAAAAGCAAUAACUGGGCAACAUUUUUCCAUUUCAUCGACAGAAUUUGCUUCAUUGCAUGUUGCUUAGGUUAUUGGUUUUAUAGUUUAUAGGAAUUGUAAUUGAAAACAUAAAUAAUUAUUAAUUAUACUUAUAACUUAAUGUUGGUAACUUCAAACAUCAAUACAUUCGA